GAUGGCGGCGCAUGAGCGCAAGCGGGCGUGCAGAGAUCCACGCUUGGCGGGGCGGCACACAGUUGAUAACGCGGGCGCAAGGGACGCUGCAUACAAUUUCGGCUGGAAGAGUGGUGUCUUAUCGCGUCAGCCCGGGGGAGUACAAGUACCCACAGCGCACGCGCUCCACGCCUGCGUCCGCCUCCGCAGCCCUCCCUCCUCGGUCCUACCAUGGAUUCCGCUGGCAUCACUGCCGUGACGGACCAGCGCAGCGUCGCGCCGUCCAGCUCUAACUCCAUCCACGAUGAGAAGGAGAAGAUUGACCUGGAGAAAACUCCGGUCCACUUGAACGUAGAGGACGUAAUUGCGGACUUUGACGACCCCAACAUCGACAAGGAUGCCAUCCUAUUUGAGGACGACUCUCCAUAUCCGGAGGUCCGUUCCGCCGUGGCUAACACGGACGACCCCUCCAUGCCCGUCUCGUCUCUACGAGUAUGGGUCCUUGGUAUCAUCUGGGCCAUCAUUAUCCCCGGCAUGAACCAAUUCUUCUUCUUCCGCUUCCCCAGUGUGACAGUCAGCGGCAUCGUCGCCCAGCUGAUCUCAUUCCCCAUCGGUCGCGCGUGGGCGCGGUGGGUGCCCAACGUCAAGAUCUUUGGUAUCCCGCUCAACCCCGGCCCAUUCAACGUGAAGGAGCACGUCCUCAUUACCAUCAUGGCGAGCGUUGGCGCAGGUUCGGCCUAUGCGACGGACAUUGUUGCCGUGCAAAGGGUCUACUACAACCAGAACUACACCUUCGGCUACCAAUGGAUGGUCGUGAUGAGCACACAACUUAUCGGCUUUUCCAUCGGAGGCAUUGCGCGCCGCUUCCUGGUGCAGCCGCCAUCCAUGAUCUGGCCCGCAAACCUGGUGACAUGCGCGUUGUUCAACACGCUGCACUCACAGGUGUACGCGGGUAUGGGCAACCGCGGCGGUAUCAGCCGCGAGCGGUUCUUCUUCUACGCGUUCCUCGGCUCGACGUGCUGGUACUUCCUCCCUGGUUACAUCUUCCAGGCGCUCUCGUUCUUCAACUGGGUCUGCUGGAUCGCCCCCAACAACAUUGUUGUAAACCAGCUGUUCGGGUACAGCAGUGGCUUGGGCAUGUCGUUAAUUACGUUCGACUGGGCUCAAAUCGCCUACAUUGGCUCUCCGCUUGCUACGCCGUGGUGGGCCGAAGCCAACAUCGCUGUCGGAUUUGUAUUCUUCUUCUGGAUCCUCACCCCCAUCCUGUACUACAGCAACGUCUGGUACAGCAAGUUCAUGCCGAUCUCCUCGCGCACGUCAUUCGACCGCUUCGGCCAGACCUACGACGUCUCGCAGAUCAUCAACGCCGACGCGAGCCUCAACGUCGCGAAGUACGAGGCGUACAGCCCGCUCUUCCUGUCCACGACGUUCGCGAUGUCCUACGGCCUGUCGUUCGCGUCGAUCACCGCGACGCUCACCCACACCUUCCUCUACUUCCGCAAGCAGAUCUGGGUGCAGUCGCGCCGCUCGAUGAGCGAGCAGCCCGACAUCCACGCGCGCCUGAUGUCCAAGUACCCGCAGGUCCCCGAGUGGUGGUACGGCAUCAUCUUCCUGUCCAUGUUUGUCUUUGGUGUCAUCUCGAUCGAGGUGUGGAACACGCAGUUCCCCGUCUGGGCAUUCGUGCUCGCUCUGAUCAUUUCGUUUGUGUACACGAUCCCCAUCGGCAUGAUCCAAGCCAUCACAAACCAGCAGAUCGGCCUGAACGUGAUCACCGAGCUCAUCAUCGGAUACGCGCUGCCCGGGCGCCCGAUCGCGAUGAUGAUGUUCAAGACGUGGGGGUACAUCACGAUGGCGCAGGCGCUCACGUUCGCGUCCGACUUCAAGCUCGGGCACUACAUGAAGAUCCCGCCGCGCCCGAUGUUCUGGUCGCAGGUCGUCGCGACCGUCAUCGCGGGCACCGUGCAGCUCGGCGUGCAGGCGUGGAUGUUCACGAACAUCCGCGGGCUGUGCGACCCCGACCAGCCCGACGGCUUCAUCUGCCCGUCGACGCAAGUGUUUGGAACGGCGAGCAUCAUCUGGGGCGUCAUCGGCCCCGCGCGCCAGUUCUCCCCUGGGCAGAUCUACUACGGGCUCGUGUUCUUCUUCGUGGUCGGGAUCGCGUGCCCGCUCGGGGGGUGGCUGAUCAGCCUGAAGUGGCCGAACUCGUGGUUCAAGUACAUCAACUUCCCGGUCAUCUUCAGCGGGACGGGCGCGAUCCCGCCCGCGACGGCGGUCAACUACGUGCCCUGGAGCAUCGUCGGCUUCAUCUUCAACUACGUCAUCCGCCGCCGCCAUUUCUCGUGGUGGACCAAGUACAACUAUGUGCUGUCGGCGGCGCUGGACUCUGGGGUCGCGGUGUCCGCGAUCCUGAUCUUCUUCAUCCUGCAGUACCCGCGCGACGGGAACAUCGGGAAGAACACGAUCCAGACCUGGUGGGGCAACACCGUCUCGUUCAACAACGCGGACGGCGCGUCCGCGCCCCUCAUCGCCCUCGCGCCCGGCGACCACUUCGGCCCGACGAAGUGGUGAGCGGGAGGUGUCGCGCGUCAUCGUGCGCCUGGGCCCGGUUUGGUCAUGUAUGCUACGAGAAGAUCUGUGACGACUGUACGAUACGACUUUG
Messenger RNA from Trametes versicolor FP-101664 SS1, 2638 nucleotides. Its product is annotated as OPT oligopeptide transporter. The record is from RefSeq and is a predicted model, not a curated record. The transcript has 19 exons. Bases 211 to 2547 code for a protein of 778 amino acids. Gene Ontology annotation, molecular function: oligopeptide transmembrane transporter activity. NCBI's taxonomy places the organism in Eukaryota, Fungi, Basidiomycota, Agaricomycetes, Polyporales, Polyporaceae. Gene Ontology annotation, biological process: transmembrane transport.